AUGACUAUAUACCACAUUGUUCUGUUCAAAUUCAAGUCGUUAGUGCCGGUGGAAGAGGUCAAUGCGGUCUGUGGCUCUGAGCUAGCCUGGAUUUGGAAGCUUGUUAACACUGAGCAGGCAUGCGAUCGGAUGCUGGCAUUGAAGACGAAUUGUAAGCACCCAGAGACACAGCAAGAAUAUGUGAGGACGUCUAUUGGAGGAAGCAACAACAGCCCUGAAGAUGCGGCAAACGGAUUCACCCACGCUUUCAUCAGCGAGUUCGAGAACGAUCAGGCUCGAAAGUUCUAUUUGGAAAAAGACCCAGCUCACCUCGAGUUUGUCAAGCGUAUAGACAACAUUUUGGAGAAGCAUCAGGUAAUCGAUUUCAGUCCUGGGGUAUUUUGA
This is a messenger RNA of Neoarthrinium moseri, 384 nucleotides long. RefSeq lists its product as uncharacterized. NCBI's taxonomy places the organism in Eukaryota, Fungi, Ascomycota, Sordariomycetes, Amphisphaeriales, Apiosporaceae. The transcript has 2 exons. The record is from RefSeq and is a predicted model, not a curated record. Bases 1 to 384 code for a protein of 127 amino acids.